Molecule: messenger RNA, 3127 nt
Organism: Amphimedon queenslandica
Lineage: Eukaryota; Metazoa; Porifera; Demospongiae; Haplosclerida; Niphatidae
Exons: 16
Coding region: 53-2677 (874 amino acids)
Biological process (GO): necroptotic signaling pathway; protein phosphorylation
Molecular function (GO): protein binding; ATP binding; protein kinase activity
Source: RefSeq, a predicted model, not a curated record
GGCUCGCUGCUUGCUAUAUAGCUAGCAGCAGGGCCAGCAACCAGGCCUGCUUAUGGCGUCUAAAAGUAUUUUUGCAACACUUCCUAGGCCAUUUAAAGAUAAACCAUCUAUGGAUAAACCAAAAAGAAGAGCUCAUCACUGCGCUGUAUCAGUAGGUGAUUCACUGUAUGUGUGGGGUGGUAAUCAGAAUCGUUUUGCUGGAGUACAUGACAAUGAAGAGAAGAGAAAGAUCACUAGUACUAUACAGCACUUUACUCCUUCAACUGGUCAAUGGAUCACUAGAGAUACUGCUGGUACUCCUCCAUUAGGAGUGAUUGAAUACUGCUGUACUGCAAUAAAUGAUCUAUUGUAUUAUUUUGGAGGAGCUUGUGGCCAUGGCAAUUGCUAUCACAACAGUAUUACACAACUGGAUACCGUUAGUCUUCAAUGGAGAGAAUUAGAACCAACUGAUGCAACUAGACCAGUUAUGAGAAGAGGUUAUGGUGGAAUGAUAUCAUUUAAACAUGAUGGAGUACACCAUUUACUAAUGAUAGGAGGAAGAGGAUCUAAACCAGCUGUACAACUACCUCAUUAUAAAUAUAUUGAGUUACCUCAUGGAAACUGGCAUACUAAUGAGCAUUCAAUAUAUAAUAUAUCAUCAAAAAAAUGGAGUACUCCUUUAAUCAAUGGUCAGUGUAUACCACCUGCUGAGAGCUUCAUCAUUGAAAAGAUCAACAACACUAGAGCUAUUCUGUUUGGUGGGGUAGAGACUAUUGAUGGUGAUGAAGAUGCUAUUACUAACAAUAUUUAUAUAUUAGAGAUAUCACUCGGCACUGUGGUUUGGCAGUGUAUAAAGAAACCCGAAGCAAUAGACCAAUGGCCUGUGGGCAGGUACAAUCAUGGAGGUGCUAUUGUUAUAACUGGAUCAGACUUUCCUAUACUAGUGAUAAGUGGCGGGAAAGAUAAGGAUGGGCAUACGCUAGAUGACUAUUGGAUCUUUAACAUCACUCAACAUUCCUGGAUAAAGUUAGAUGUACCCAAAACCUUCUCUCUUAGAUAUGCACAUUCUCUCUCAAGCUUUGUUUUGAGUCCUCAUUGUGCUUUGAUAGUAACUGUUGGAGGAAGAUGUCAUGACUCUACUGCAUUCAUCACUAAGCCUAAUAUUGCAAUGUUAAAUUUCAUUGACAAUAAAGGAGAGUGGACAGUAGGUGAUACAUUAGAUACCAAUGGUAUGAAUAAUGAAGAAUACAAGAAGAAGUAUCAACUACAGUACCAGAAACCAAGAAAAGGAGAUACAGCCGAUAUUGAGCAAACUGUACAAGCUCUUAUGAAGAGUCUUGAAGAGAAGGAGAGAGAAGCACAAGUUUUUCAUCAACAGAUGGAGCAGAAGGAAAAAGAAGAAGUAGAGAAAGAUCAAGAAAUAAGAAGAUAUUGUCAUCAGCUACAAGAGAAGGAUAUGGAGCUACAAGAGAAGGAUAGGGAGCUACAGGAGAAGGAUAGGGAGCUACAGGAGAAGGAUAGGGAGCUACAGGAGGCUCCUCAUUCGGAAAGAAAGAAAGAAGAAAUGGAAAAAAAACUAGAAGACAAAAUGCUAGAGACAAAGAAAUUUUUGGAACAUCUGCAGCAAAAGGACGAGAUGAUUUCAAAAAAGAUACAAAAUUAUAAUUAUGAGUUACAAAAGAUGAAGAAGGAGCUAGAAGAUAAAGAAAGUGAGAUCCAAAAGCUAAAUCAGCUGUUACAAAAUAAAGACAAGGAACUAACUAAAAGAGACCAAAUAUUAAAGAAACAUUUAACUCAAGAUGAACUUAAAGGUGUACAUGUUGCUGCAAAGAAUUCAUUUCUUAUUCACAGUGAAUCUACCCAGCUAGUUAACUGGGAGGAAUAUGGCAUAAGGAUAACAAUACCACAAGGAGCAGUGCUACCCUCUGAUACUGUACAGGUCACUAUCACUGCUCUUAUAGGAGGAGAUUUUAUAUUCCCAGAAGACACUGAGCUUGUUAGUGCAGUAUAUGCUAUAAAUACCUCUAAGCCUUUUCUUGAGCCUGUUAAACUGGAGAUACAGCACUGUGUGUCCAUAAAAAUACCUUCUCACUGUAAUUUUAGCUUUGCCACUGCUCCUAGUGAUAAAACACCUUACCAGUUUAAACUUGUGAAUGGAGGAAAUUUUGUCUCUAAUGGUUGUUAUGGUAACAUUUAUGUCUCUGAAUUUUGUUUGUGGAGUCUAAUAGAAUAUGUACGUACAAGCAUCUCAUUUUUUACUAAUAAAUCAUACUAUGGUCAAGUGGUACGUGAGGUGAGGAGGCCAGGAAGGGAAUGGUUAAUAAAGUUUUUGCUCUCUAAAGAUCUUAAUGCACUAAAGAAGCAUAUUAAUGAAAAAUUCAAAAAUAAUGAAACAAUAAACGAUCUAUAUUUUUUAUUUGAAGAGGAAAAUGAUUUUAUUGAGUUUUGCUUUGAUAAGCCAUGUCCUAAGGGAUGGUCAGUUACACCUUAUGACACUCCAACAAAAGUUAGUCAGAGAGCAAUUGAUGACUAUGGCAGCAUGUCUCCUCCUAACUUUCCACAACGCUUAAUUAAAAUCACAGCUGAACCUGGUGAAGGUGCAGAUAAAUAUUUAAAUUAUCCUGUAACAUUGAGAGGAAUUAAAUCUGAUAUUAAAAAAUUAAACAUUGUAUUAACAACUGUCAACGCUGUGAUCUAACAAUCACUUACCGCAAGUUAUGAUCCAGUGGAUGGUCCUACCAAUCAUGAAGAACUAUUAAAUACCAGUGAUCUUGUUGGCAUACUUGAUAUACUAAAGAAGCAUGGAUAUUCUGGUGUCAGUUAUUAUGAUCUUGGUCUUCACCUGGGUCUGCUCCCUCGUACACUUAAUGCUAUUGAUAAUGAACGUGGAGAUAUUAGUAAUCACUUCAGAAUUUGUUUAGAAAAAUGGCUGCAACAAGCUGAUGAUGUAAAAAGUAAAGGCGGUCCAACUUAUGAUACAUUAAUACAAGCAUUGAGGAAGAUAGGAGAGAAUGCUGUAGCUGAUGGGAUUGAAAGAGAAACAAACAAUGACAUGGUUUUACUAGAAGUAGAAGCAAAUCUGUAGGACUUACUAUUUAAAACUCUCGCUGCUCCAUUAUAUUUGCUUAUCCUUUUGAUUGUUUUUUAC